UCCUUUAAAAUCAAUCAUGAAUUUCGCUUUAAAUAAGAGUGUCCAAAAGGGCGGUUGUCAAGUUCUGGGCCUUAACAAGUACAGUAUACAACAGUGGCUGAAGACUAUCGAUACGAUCAUUUACGAUGGAGAUGGUGUCCUGUGGAACCACGAUAAAGUCCUUGAAAAGGCGCCAGAAACCUUCAACGCUCUUCGUGCGAUGGGAAAAGAAGCCUUUAUUUGCACUAAUAACUCGGUGAGUUCGGUGGCGGGAAUCUUCAGGAAGGCACAGGAAAUGGGUUUUCUGGUGGCCCAGAAUGAGAUCUUAUCCUCAGCCCAGACUUUAGCCAGAUUUAUGAAGGAAAAGCGAUUCAAAAAGAAAGCUUUUGUGGUGGGUGGUCAGGGAAUCGUCGAUGAACUCAAGUUGGUGGGCAUCGAAUCGCUGCCGUUAGAAGAAUCCUCUUUGCAGAAUAUCUCGAUGCCAGAAGACAUCCUCAAUUUCUUUUUGGAUCCCGAAGUGGGUGCCGUGGUGGUGGGAAGUGAUGAUGACUUCAAUGCCAUCAAAUUGACAAAAGCCAGUUGCUAUCUUAAGGAUCCCGAGGUCAUGUUUGUGGCCACCAGCCGUGAUAUGUCCUUUCCGGCGGCUCCUGGACGAAUGGUUCCCCGAUCCGGAGUCAUGGUGGCCGCCAUUCAGGCAGCCACUCAACGGAUGCCCUUCACCUGUGGCAAACCCAAUCCCUAUAUGUGCAUCGAUCUGAUGCGACAGGGACUAAUUCAGCCGGAGAGGACUUUAAUUGUGGGAGAUACCAUGCAGACAGAUAUUCUCUUUGGCUACAAUUGCGGCUUUCAAACUCUGUUGGUGGGCAGUGGGGUCAAUAGCUAUCAGGAUGCCAUCGAGGCGCAGGCAUCCAAGGUUCCCUCACUUUAUCAGCAAGUUCCCGAUCUAUUUGUGCCGAAACUUUCCAACCUUUUACCCUUUCUAUCAUCUCGAAAUAGAUAAGUUGUAAUUUAUUGCAUGUUAAGUAAACUAAGGGUAUAUUAAACCGCCAAAAAA
Molecule: messenger RNA, 1033 nt
Organism: Drosophila takahashii
Lineage: Eukaryota; Metazoa; Arthropoda; Insecta; Diptera; Drosophilidae
Product: glycerol-3-phosphate phosphatase
Molecular function (GO): phosphatase activity
Source: RefSeq, a predicted model, not a curated record